AUGCAAUCUCAAAUUGAAAGUGAACAUUCAACAUUACGUAAGAAUCUUAUUACAAUAGAUCGACCUGAUUCGUCACAACUUGUCGAUCUACAUGUUUAUAUCAUACCAAAAAGUAUUUGGAAAGAACAUAAAAAUUUAGCGGAAAAUGAUGCGAUUGAACAAGCAAUAUCAGCUGGUUUUGUUCGUGUAUCACAAAAUUUAACAAUACAUGAUCUUCGUCAACAUAUUCUUGAUGUUUGUGGACAAGAAAAUGAAUUUCCAAAAGAAUUUAUUUAUCUUCGAAGUGUCGGUCGAUGUUUAGCGAAGGUUAAACCUCAACAAGAAACUGAUCUCCGAGUAAAGAAUUAUCGACCACCUAUAACAAUUGCACCUGAAAUAUUUGUUGUUGAAGGACAUUAUGAUGAUGAUUCAUCAAUGUCAAGUAAAUCAAAAAGUUUUCUUGCUCGUGAAUCACCUAUUGAACAUUCAUCGGACACACCACCACACAUAACGACAAGUCGUCAACAAAGUUUGAUGGAAUCUAUUGCCGAAUCACCAGCACCACCCAUAGCAACAGAAAAUAAUUCAUUUGGUGAACGACAAAAUUCAACAAUUCUCAAUAGAUCAGCUCAUUCUUCUUUGUCAACCUUCUCCAGAGCUUCAAGUACACUUAGUGCAAGAGAUUUAUCAAAACUAAGAGAAGAACAAGAACGUCUUCGUUUACGUCAAAUUGAAUUAGCACGACAACGACGUCAAAUUGAAGAAGAACAAAAACGACGUGCACUUAAUAAUGAUAAGGGAAGUUCUGAAAGUGAAAAUGAAGAACCAACACGCGAUAUAAAACCUGAAAAACAAAAUCAUAAAACUGAACCGGAAAAACCGAAACAUGAAGAGAAAAAGCCUGAAAUUAAAUACGAAGAAAAAAAACCUGAAAUCAAACAUGAGGUGAAAAAACCUGAAAUUAAGCACGAAGAACCUAAACAUCAAAUCGAAAAAGGCGAUCAAAAACAUGAUAAAGAAUUACAUACUAAACCAAAAAAUCUUUCUCAAGCUCAACGUGAAAAAGAAGAAAAAGCAGCUGUUAAAAUUCAAGCUGGUUAUCGAGGUUAUCGAACUCGUCGUAAAAUAAAAGAACAAAAGGAACGAGAAAUAUCAAAUUUUGUUAAAUAUCGAGGAUUUUGGUCACCAGAAUUAGAACAUGAACGAAUACGAUCAUCAAAUAAACAGAGAAAUCUCUAUUCUAUAUCAUUUGAAAGAUAUCAAUCUUGGAGAAAUGAACAUCUAUGGUCAGCAUCAUCUUCUCCUAAAAAUGAAAAUAUCUUUACAAAAAAAUCUGAUAUCAAUCAGCCUUUUGGCUUUUCAUCUUUCAGACUUGAUGCACAUGCAAUUGAACGUUUACUAAAAGAAGCACGUGAAUUAGCUCGUCGUAAAGCUGAAGACGAACAUGCUGAAGAAAUCGAAGCACAUGAUGUUUUAAAACUUUCAAAACGUCUCGAAGAAAUCAAAGCAAAACGUAUUGAAUUAGAAACAAAUCGAGAAGUAAUUAUUCGUCGAAUGCAACAAAUUCAUGCACAAAUUACUGUUCGUCGAACAGAAGAACGAGAUUUAUGGAAACAAAAAUAUCUUGCCGAAAAGAGAAAAACAAUUGAACUUGAAGAAAAAACUCACAUGGUAUCAAAAGAUCAACCAGAUAUGAAUUCUAAAAUUGAACAAGCUAAAAUUCGUUUAAAUCACACUACGAAACUUCGACAACAAGCUGAAAACGAAUGUCAUCUUUUGAGACAAGAAUUACAACAAAUUCGUUCAAGUAUGAAUCCUUUAGAAAAACAUCCAAUAUUAAAACAACUACCAUCUUCACAACAACAAAAGAUACCAGUUACAUUUGACAAUAAAUCGCAAUAUUAA
Molecule: messenger RNA, 1884 nt
Organism: Adineta steineri
Lineage: Eukaryota; Metazoa; Rotifera; Eurotatoria; Adinetida; Adinetidae
Source: the annotation of a GenBank genome assembly